CUAUACACAUAAAUGCACGACAUGCGAAGUUACAAAUACAAACUAGUCCUGAGACCUGGCAUAAAUUAUAGAUUGUCUCAAACGAGUUCAAGACCUUUAUAUCUUCUAAAGCUUUGCUAAUAUAAUUCCUAGUAUUUUCAAUUGCAUAUAUAUAUAUAUAUAGGUAUAUAUGUAUAAUAUAUAAAAUCGAUAAUUGACUCAUCGCUCUCGGACUCGUCAUAGAAAAAGUUGCAUGAUUCAGUCGAUUUGUAUUCAUUCUGUUUGACGUAAUAGUGUUGGUGUAUGUAUGUGGAUUAUAGUGUCAUAAUUUUCGUUUUCUUUUUUAUUAUUGAGAUCAUUAUUGAGAAUUAUUACAUAUAUCGAGAUCAUUAUCUAGCAUUCUAGCACAUUCGCGAUACAAGGUAGCACGACGUACGUGUAUCGUUACCGAGAAGUCUCGGUUCGUAAAAUAUAUAUAUGAUGCAAGCGAGAUGCAAUGUUUUCAGGAAGCAGCCUAAGAGAGUACGCCGGAUGCGCUAAAAAACAGGAUAUAAUUGGAUGAGACGGAUGACGGCGUGUGCGUUUGAUGUGAUAUUCGUCACCGAACGAUGGAACGACUUUUCCUUAACGAUAUGUCGAUGUUGAGAAUAAAAUCUUCACGUUGUGGUAGUGCGCUCCAAGCAUUCGCAAUGAUAACAAGUGUUGGCGCAUCGGUGUUAAUUAUGAAUGACCGUUACCGCGAACACCCCAAAACGCAUUCAACGAUAUUCAAGAUACGUGAAUAAUGUAAAUGUGUGCGCGCGUUUAUCUCGUCCGCGGUCGCGGGCGAGAGUGCUGGGAAUAAAAUUGGUGAGGCAUCUCAGAUGGACCGAGAGGAAUCAAUGUGAUGUGCUGACCGGCAUAGGAUAUCGAAGGACAGCGACGAUCCGCGCACCAAAAUGGUAGGGGGGUACUGGCCAGAUCCGGAGGAUGGUAUAAGAGAAGAAGGGAUACGAAACCAACGCCAGUUAUAUUGACUUUCUUUUAAGCGACACGCGCGUUACACACUCCGCGGGAGGAUACACAUUAAAUUUCCACGAUGAGGCCACCGCUAGAAAUGCUACUAAUUAUAGUAGCGUUAGCUACGCACACACGUGGACUUCCCUAUGGAGAAUUACCACCUCAAUUGCAGACACAAGACAAGCUUGUCUGGUACGGUGACGAUCGUCUUUCCCAAGCUCAAAACAAUGUCUACCCUAUCUACAAAGAGAACAUUGUCCCGGAACAAAUUGGUCAAGCGCAAUUUGAUUGGGAUCAGUCGCAGCAAAAUACGUUUGAAGGAUACGAAACGCGUGCUCCGUCAGAAUCACAGAAGCAACUUAAUCCCGACUACGCAUAUCAGCCUGAUCAAACGCUGCAGCCUUACCCUAGUGCCGUGGACGGCUUCACUAUCAGUUGCAACGGUAAAAAUAAAGUUUGCGUGGCUAAAAGUCUGUGUAUCGAUGGAUACGUGCAUCCCUUGAAGCAAGGCUUUAUUCGACCAGGACAGGUGCAAGAAUGCAAGCUCAGCCAUGAAGUAUGUUGUACCGUGCGAUACGAUUUGGAUAAUUCACCGUAUGAUAACGAUCAAAUUAAUACGGUGCUGAAGGAUAAUCAGUACCCGGAACCCACUCUAGAAAACGAUGAGAAGUACGUUCCUUACGGGGAAAAUAAUCAGGCGGACGUAACCGAACUGAAACCUCCGUUAGGAAACGACGCUGAACUGCAAACAUCAUCGAACAAUGGUUACGAAAUCGAGCCGGCUAAUCAGCCUCGCGAUGAUAUAAAGCCGGCCGAAGAGUUGCCAAUCGAUUACAAUCAGAUACCUGCCGGUACGAAUCAACAAGAGCAGUAUCAAACAGGCGAUACUAGUGCUAGCGAGCCAGUCUUCUCUCCGUUGAAACCGGCCUCCGCAAACUCUAAUCCCGCGGUCUUCCAAUUCACGGUGCACAUGGGAUGUGCGGCCGCCCUGCUCUGCGUAGAAGAGCAGUACUGUACGUUAGAGGGAAUGAUUACCCCGGAACCAGUUGUACUUACCAGCAAACAGCUCCUUCGACGUGUUCCGUUGAGCAGCUGCAGGAUCUCCAAGACCGGGGCGGCCGGUAAGUGUUGCCGCGAUCCGAACUACGUGGACCCGUGGCCGACAGGCAAUCUCCCGGCCAAUUAUACCGGCGGCUUCGACGAGCAGGGCUUCCCGACGUUCUUGAAUAUCGCGAAAGUGCGACCUCCGAAGCCGGUCACGCAACCACCCAUCAAGACGAUUCCCAAGCCACCGGUCAAGCCACCCGUUCACGAGCAGCUGCAGCCUACGAACGUCGUGCCCCUGGUACCGGACGAUUCUGACGUGAUCCCGCAACGCGUGCUACCGAUCUCAACCCAAGUUCCGAUAGCGCAUCCGGUCAGCACUCCCGUACCGUUCAUCGAAAACCCGUACGACCCUAUUUCAAGUGAUCAAAAUUCUCUUCCCAUCGUGCCGGGAUUGCAAUUGCCCAACAACCCGUGUGGAGUGAGAAACUACGGACAACGCCCGACCGACUUCAGAGAUACCGACGCGGCAUUCGGAGAGAUUCCUUGGCAAGCGAUGGUCUUAUGGUCGGAAGAACGUAAGAUUUUGUGUUCCGGCGCGUUGAUAUCGUCAGACAUCGUUCUAACAGCUGCCAGUUGCGUAAAUAGACUCCCACCAAGUGAACUGUCCGUGAAACUCGGGGAAUGGAAAUUGGGCUACGAACUUGAACACGAGGAGCCGCUACCGUUCCAGAUCAUCAAUGUACAAACGAUCAAGUAUCAUCCUGGAUACGUGGAGGGAUCGCCCAGCAACGAUACCGCUAUGUUGCUCUUGGAACAUCCUGCGACAUUUAAUUUACAUAUCAACACGCUAUGUCUUCCCGACAACUAUCAAAUGCAAGAAACUUCACGAUGUAUCGUGACAGGAUGGGGCAAGUCGAUAUUGCAAGCUCAUUACGCUGGUGCCAUCAUGCAUAUGGUCGACGUGGAUCUCUUGUCGCGUGACGUCUGUCAAAAUCGCGUCUUGGAUGCGGACUCCCAUAUCAAUAUCGCGCAUAAUAUAAUUUGUGGCAAAGCGCACGAAGGCAACAACAUGUGCCAGGCCGAUGUCGGUUCUCCAAUGGCUUGUUACGACGGCAAUGGAGCCUACCAUAUCGCUGGGAUUUACAGUCAGGACACCGGAUGUUUGCCCACAAAUCAGGUGGCGACAUUCACACCUAUCGACAUCACCUGGCUGAAACAAACUAUGCAUCCAUCUGAGCCUGAUAUAGAUUCGAGCGAUGACGGUUACGAUUAUCGAAAGAGUAACUUACCAGCGGGUAACGAAUAUUUGCCACCGGUGUAAAGGUAAACGUGUAAUGGUAUUCAUACUGUUAUAUAGCGUAUUUUUUUUAAUACUCAUGAAUGGUAGAACGAGAAAGCGCCGACAUAAUACUCGCGCUCGCAUAAUACUCGAUAAUGCUGCAGAGAAUAUAAUUAGUGGCGUUUAAUCGAUUUCAUGCCAAGUCGCGAGAAAGAAUCAGAACAAUCGUCGACGAUUGUGAGCAUCACAGAUAAUCAUUGCCGAUACUAAACGUAAACUAAAAUACUUGACGCUCCGCUUUCGAGUAUUGUUAUUCGGAAUUUUCAUAAUACAGGAAAACGCGAUACAUAUAUAAGAACAGAAAUCAUCAGAGCUCAAUAUCGAGGUCAAUUCGGCGCCGAAAUAAGAAAACUCCAAGUAAUUGUAUGAAAAAGAAUUCAUGAACUCUUAGACUUUAUAGACGCAAAUGUAUUUAUUUGCCUGAUAUAAUACAAAAAUAAUAUAAAUGUGUCUGUACAUUGUACAUAAUGGGAAACGUCGUGUAAACGAUGUAUGCUUUUGCGAGUAAGAUUAAGCUAUCGGGAAAUCUGUCAAAAAAUUAUAUUACGUUUAAUAAAUAAAUAAAUUUGUUAGAGAA
Temnothorax curvispinosus is the source of this 3941-nucleotide messenger RNA. RefSeq lists its product as uncharacterized. The record is from RefSeq and is a predicted model, not a curated record. Gene Ontology annotation, biological process: proteolysis. The coding region runs from base 1058 to 3346 and encodes 762 amino acids. The transcript is spliced from 12 exons. Lineage: Eukaryota; Metazoa; Arthropoda; Insecta; Hymenoptera; Formicidae. Gene Ontology annotation, molecular function: serine-type endopeptidase activity.